This is a messenger RNA of Eutrema salsugineum, 999 nucleotides long. RefSeq lists its product as uncharacterized. Lineage: Eukaryota; Viridiplantae; Streptophyta; Magnoliopsida; Brassicales; Brassicaceae. The transcript is spliced from 2 exons. The record is from RefSeq and is a predicted model, not a curated record. Bases 48 to 821 code for a protein of 257 amino acids.
AAUUGCUUUCUUGGAUUAACAAGAAAAUAUCUAUCUUUUCCCUCCAGAUGAUAUCGUUUCUCACGAUUGAAGAAAUGAUGGAUAUGAACCGAUCUCGGAGGCUAAACUUCAAUGCUCCCUUCUUGUCAACGAAACGCCAUGUCACCCAAGAGAAGCUUCCUGGUCAGUUCCCGGAAGCUUCUGUUCCGUUUUGCUGGGAGACUGCUCCGGGGAUGCCCAAGAACUCGUCUCUCUUGAAAAAUGACUCUGAAUCCGAGACUCCCCGUCUCAAACUUCCUCCGGGAAGAUUAAAGAUGAACGUUAAUGGUGAAAACAGCGACUUCGAUGAUGUCAGUGAGAGUUUAACACCAGCUAGAUUGUUGCGUAUGAAGAAACGUGACACUCAAGAACAUUCCCAUUACACCGACCGAGACGCGGUCGAUGUCUUGUCUCUCACGCAAGCCAUAGACAUGGUCGAACACCCCAAAGAUAGUGUUACGGAAUUCGAUGAUGGAAGCAGCGGAGGAGGUGACUCAAACGGCUACUUAACAAUGGAGAGCACAGAGCGAAGCCAAGACAUGUCACCGAGUUACAUAAUAGAGCGGUUCCUGCCUGAUGCAGCGGCUCUUGCAGCCGUGACAUCAGCGGCUAGUCAAAGGAGGAAGAAGAAGCUCUCUUAUCUGAGUGCAACGGUGAGGCAAUCUUGUUUUUCACCAAAAGCUUGUGGCUUGCAUGUGUUGCUGCCUUGGAGCACUAAGCAUAGGAUCUGUGGUGUCAAAAAUGCAUUCUCUCCUUCUUCCCACAUCCACUUGCAACCCAAGUUUAUUACGAAAGAUAACUAGUUGAAUUAAUAAGGUAAUGGUUAUUGGACUAUAUAUUGUUGUGACACAGUGUGGGGGUUAAUAAGAAAAUCAAAAAGCGUGUACAAACAUAAGGCUUUUUAGCCAAAAUUGAUGCAGCUAGCUUUAGAAUGAUUAUGUAUUACUUUGUAUUAUAUAUUAUCAAAAUUAUACUUUAAAG